UUCACUUUACAAAGGAAACCCUUUCUGAAUAAAUUGCCAUGUCUCUGAAAAUAUUUCAAAUUUUGGUGUCUGCUCUGCUCUUUACAGCUUCUGUUUCAAGUGUCCUUGGAGCACCCUUUCUGACAGAAGAAUCAGCAAAUCAAUUCAUACGGCUCAAACGACAUAUACCAUAUUCUCCGAGCUACUGGGACUCCAGAAGCAGCCAGAACACGUGGGGAUACACUGUGGCUGAACAGAUUAGCAAAUCAUGGGCAGCUUUUAGAGAAACAGCACAAUACUACAUGGACUUGGACCCUUUUGCCUUCGAUCCCUCGGUAGCCGUCAACAACAUCAGACCUUACAUGGAGCUACUACAGCAGUCUGGGACUCACCUCCAGCAACAAGCUAUUAAAUCCUACACGUCUCAUAUCUGGCCAUGUUAGGAUAUGGCAUGUUAUGUAUUUGCCAUUACAUAUUUGAUAAGAUGACUUUAUCUCAUCCCACUUAGGUUUAAACCCAAAAUUAAUAACUAAUUCUCUGUAUAAAACCAACCAUGAACUUUUAGCAGGUUGGGUUUAAAAAUGCCUAGUGUUUUCAGGUAAAACAUUUUUUUGACUAAACAAUUGUUUUAAGAUGUACAUUCCUGCUUCUGUGACUGAAAACCACACUUUUAUUUCUCAGUAUUUUCCUUUAGCUACAUUUUUGAGAGGCUAGUGAGAAAUGAAAAUUGGUCACUUUGGAUGGGUGAGAGAAGUAGAGCACAUUUGCUUCAGGUAUACUUCUCUAGUGCAAGUGCAUUUCCAUUCUUUCAAGUACUAGUAGUAGGUGUUGUGGUACACAUCCAUUCAUGUCUAUGCUUUUCUUUCCUCAUUUAAGCUUUUGUACUUGGUCUUGAGUGCCAAAACCAACUGAACCCACAGCUACUACUGUAUGUUGUUUUUUCUUACUCCACAGAGAAAGGAAAUGGUGGAAACGUUCACAACUCGUUCUCUAAAAAAAAUGGUGGUGACAAAUGUUCUUUAUGCCAAGUUCUUGACCUUGGAAGUUUCCUGGUUCCUAUUCAUUAAUGUACCUUAUUGCAGAACAUCUUUGAAGAAAAGAUUAGGAGUCCAUGUUUCUUUUAUAUGUUAUUAAUAUAAUGCUAAUUAAAAGCUUUUUCAACCUUGGCCAAAGUUUCUGCAUGAAAAAAGAUGAUCUGUUGAGGAAAACAAAAUGUGUGGUAACCUAAUGGCAGGGUAGGUGAAGGAAGGCAAUUUUUGCUCGCUUUUUAUUCCCAAAGAGCAGAUUCUGCAUGUUGUGCUUUCAGGAUUCUUUCUGAAUAUGGACUGUACUCUAAC
Messenger RNA from Corvus hawaiiensis (hawaiian crow), 1316 nucleotides. It is a transcript of the gene C2H3orf85, whose product is annotated as chromosome 2 C3orf85 homolog. The record is from RefSeq and is a predicted model, not a curated record. Bases 39 to 422 code for a protein of 127 amino acids. The transcript has 4 exons. NCBI's taxonomy places the organism in Eukaryota, Metazoa, Chordata, Aves, Passeriformes, Corvidae.